Arctia plantaginis is the source of this 288-nucleotide messenger RNA. NCBI's taxonomy places the organism in Eukaryota, Metazoa, Arthropoda, Insecta, Lepidoptera, Erebidae. The record is from the annotation of a GenBank genome assembly.
AUGAACGUGCAAGAAUGUAAUAAAUAUGACUUAGACAGCAAAGACUAUUGGCGAUGUAUUUCUUUAAAUACUGUACAAACUGUAUACCAUCCAGUGGGAACUUGUGCCAUGGGAAGUAAUAUAAGAGUUUCAGUAGUGGAUAGCAGGCUAAGAGUACAUGGUGUUAAAAAUCUUCGUGUUAUUGAUGCAAGUGUAAUGCCUACUAUUGUAGGUGCUAACACAAAUGGACCCGCAAUGAUGAUCGGUGAAAGAGGUGCAGAGUUAUUAAAGGAAGACUACAAAAACUAA